This is a messenger RNA of Lampris incognitus (smalleye Pacific opah), 2587 nucleotides long. It is a transcript of the gene trim16, whose product is annotated as tripartite motif containing 16. The record is from RefSeq and is a predicted model, not a curated record. The transcript is spliced from 6 exons. The coding region runs from base 174 to 2135 and encodes 653 amino acids. Gene Ontology annotation, molecular function: zinc ion binding; protein binding. NCBI's taxonomy places the organism in Eukaryota, Metazoa, Chordata, Actinopteri, Lampriformes, Lampridae.
CUGAAACUAUGGGGCUGACGUUCACAUAGUUUGGGUGUGGCUUUGGAGGUUCUCCCUGUGAUCGCGGAACUGCAGGUUGAAAAGCUGCAAAAGUAGCCAAGCCAGUUCACAUCAGAGAGUGUGUGUGAGGCGUGAGACCAGGACAGAAGCUUGACUGGGUGAGAAAUAAAGCCAUGGCAGAUACAGCACCUGAGGCAGCCAGCCUCAAUUCAGAUCAGCAGCUGUGUGCGGUAUGUUCUGGUAUCCUCUCUGCAGACAAGUUUGCAGCCUGUGGUCACAUCGUUUGUAGCUCCUGCCUCAGGAAUGAAAGCAGAGGUUGCCCUCAGUGUCUGACGAGCCCCAACAAGCCUGAACCUGCAGACGUUCUGAUAGUGAAUGGAAAAGAGGCUGAAUCUCAAGCCACCAAAAACAAAGAGGAAAACUGUGAGGACACCAAGGCAGUGGAAGAGAAAAAAAUACAAGAAGAUCUUCAAGAAUCAGAGGAUCCCAAAAAGCCCGAUGAGGAUGAGACAGAGGAAGCGGUACAAACUGGUCAAGAGAAAGAUGAGGGUAAAAAUGUGGCGGAGAAAGAGGUGAAAGAGGAGGUCACCCAAAAGGAGAACACCGAAGAGCCUCUAGGUCCUGAUGAUGUGGUGUGCGACUCUUGUAUAGAGAGCCCCUGCAGGGCCCUCAAGUCCUGCCUCACCUGUCUAGUGUCCUACUGCGAAGCCCACCUCAGGCCCCACCUGGAGAACCCCAAAUUUCAGAACCACCGGCUGGUGGACCCUCUGAGGGACAUUGAGAGGAGGACGUGCGAGAGCCACAAGUGGCCACUGGAGCUUUUUUGCUGUGCUGACAUCUGCUGUGUUUGUCAGGACUGUGUGGCCGAGGACCACCGGGGCCACAACACCAUACCUGUAGUGGAGGCUCGCAGGCGAAUAGAGAGGGAGCUAAAGGAGAAGCAGUGCGAGAUGGUGAAGACGGUAACGGCAGCAGAGAAUGCCAUCAACAAACUUCAAGUCAACACAGUCUCUAUUGAGCAUUCAGUGAAAGAGGUAAAAGAGGUGAUUGAGACCCAGUUUGCAGAGCUGCAGGUGGUGGUGGAAAGGGCUAAGCGGGAAGUGACGGAGAUCCUGGAGGGAGAGGAGAAGCAGGCGCUGAGGCAGGCGGAGGGCAUUCGGGUUCACCUGGAGCAGAGGUGCACAGAUCUGAAGAAGACUCGUGCCCAGGUGGAGAAACUCUCCAAAAACAAAAAUGAUGUGGACUUCCUACAGGGGUACUCUGAAUGGAAAAAAGAAAGCCAUGACAUUUCCUUACCUGGGAUCUACAUCGGCUUGAUGGAUCGUUUGAAUUCUUACAGCCGUGUUAUUGUCGACUCCACCCAGGAGCUGUGUGAGAAGCUCGUGACUUCAUACAUUGAGAAACUUAAAGAGACAUGCAAAAACGACAAGAUGGGAAUAAAGACCACAGUCCACACAAUUAUUUCAGCAAAGCAGAGCAUGUCUAUUCCAGAUCCAAAAACACAUGAUGAUUUCCUAAAAUAUGCCACCCCGGUGAGUUUUGACGCAGAGACUGCCCAUAAGUUCCUACGCCUCACGGAGGAGAACAAGAAGGUGACAAACACCACACCCUGGCAGCACCCUUAUCCUGAUGCUCCCGAACGGUUUGAGAAUUGGCGGCAGGUACUAUCAGUUGAAAGCUUCUAUUUGGGUCGACACUACUUUGAGGUGGAUAUAAGUGGAGAGGGCACCCACGCUGGUUUGACCUACAAGAGCAUCAACCGCAAGGGCAACGAGAGCAACAGCUGCAUCACAGGCAAUGACUUCUCAUGGUGCCUCCAGUGGAAUGGACGCACCUUCUCUGCCUGGCACAGUGAUGUGGAGUCCCCCCUAAAUGUGGAGAAGUUCACACGCAUUGGGAUCUAUGUGGACUAUAACCAAGGCCGCCUGGCUUUUUAUGGUGUGGCUGACACCAUGAUCCUCAUCCAUGAGUACAGUGCAGAGUUCCUAGAGCCUCUUUAUCCAGCCUUCUGGCUGUCAAAGAAAGAGAAUGUGGUGGCACUGGUUGCACCUGGGGAACCAUUACCUCUCAAAAGCCCUUCACCUCCCACCUCACCUGAAAACAAAGCUGUUGGCAUGGCACCGGCAACACAAUAACUAAGGUUUAAGAAAGAGCUGUUGUGCAAAAUAGGAAAUAGUACUGCAAAAGAAUUUAUAAUUCCAUGAGCCAACAAAGGAUUUGUUUAGAUUUCUCAUCUAUUUAAAGGUGAAAUUGAAAAAGAGAUGAAAGAACGGAAAAUGUAUGCAAGGGGUUUUUUCCUCUAUUGCUUUAUCCAACCUAUUUCGAAGUAGUUUGGUACAUUUCUUAAAGAACUAGCAAAAGAACAGUAUUUUUGUAGCUAAGAUACAUUUUCAUGUGUAUAUUGCAGGGGGUUAAGAUUUUGAUCUAAAUCUUUGUUUACGAUUUUUGGGAUUUUCCAGACUACUGUUACUUCUUACUACACUGUGACUUUAGAAUUAAGCUGUCCGGUUUGCAAAUAAAUAUGUUUCCAAAUAAAAAGACUGGCUGAUUCUGUGCAGAGCCAAAGCUCUGACAAUGCGUUCUUAAG